Messenger RNA from Pipistrellus nathusii (Nathusius's pipistrelle), 2274 nucleotides. NCBI's taxonomy places the organism in Eukaryota, Metazoa, Chordata, Mammalia, Chiroptera, Vespertilionidae. The record is from the annotation of a GenBank genome assembly.
AUGAGCCGAACCGUGACCAUCCAGGAGCCCCGGACCAAGCAGCGGGGCCCUCAAACCCGGUGCGAGGUGAAGUCGGAGGCCAGGGGCCAACUCUUCAACGGCCGAACGUAUGAUUACCUGUACGAUCCGUUGUUUACUGUGUCAAGUGAGCAAGACCACACACAUGCAAAUGUCCAAGCAUUCCUGAGUCGAAGCAGACUGAGGAAAGUUCCCAGGUUUAGAAACAUGUUCAGUAACCUGAUCCAUUACCCAAGACAUUCUAUAUACUGGAGCAAGGCAGAUCCUGUCCCACCAUUCAUCAAUCGGGAAUGGAGGGGACAUGAGGAGAAACAGAGAGAAGCCCUGCAGCAACUUGGCGUAUAUGACACUUCUUUUCAAAUGCCUAAAGAGGUUUAUGAAGAUCCUGAUGUCACUGGGAAGAAUCGCUAUAAAUAUUUUGAAAGGCCGUUCCUUCCAUAUUAUCAAGAGACCCCGCCCCAUGUUGUGUUGGCAUCAACCAUAUCGGAGACAUAUACUUUUCCUCCUGCUUCGUCUAAGCACCAACCCAGUCCUUCAAAGCAUCCUGUGGGCACUCAGACGGAUUUUCGUGAUUCUGAAGCUCAAACAGAUCCGUAUUCUCCAGAAUAUGUAGUAUGUCAGGAUUCAAUCCCUGAGCUCUUGACCCUGGCUACUCUGACUUGGGGUCGUGGUCUCCCGGCAGGUCAGGCUGAGGUGGAGAUGAUAGAACGAGCCCGGGAGAAGCGUGCCUGGGAAGCCACACUGCCGUCUCUGACUGACACCGCCCAGUAUGAGAAGAGGAGGAGGAUGAUGAAUGCGAUGGAGAGGAAGGAGUGGGCCUUCCGAGAGCAGGAGAUUGAAAAACUGCAGGAGAUUCGCCUGGAAGUUCUAAAAGAGCUGCUGAGGAAGCGUCUCAAGAAAAACAAUGAAAUGGCUAUGAAGCACCUGAAUACCCAAUGGUCUAACCUGCAGGAGGCAAAGGAGGCAAAACUGGCAAAAAUUCGCCGUGCACAUGUGUCAGCAAUCAGAAAACUUAUGGGAAAGAGAGAGAAUGUAGAAGAGAAGUUCCAGAGAAGAAAUAUCAUCAAGGACUAUUCUGAUUAUGCAUCACAGGUCUAUGGACCUCUGUCUCGCCUUGGUCGUUUUCCAGACAAUGAUGAGGACUUUGUAGUAAAAAAUCACUUUCUCGACACCUAUGAAGGAUUAGUGCAACUUGAGUCCUGUCUCCCAGAUUUUGUGAUUCAGCCCCGAAUCAAAGCUCCAAGACCUAAAGCCACAACCACCAAAGCUGGCUUUCUGAAGAGGGCGGCGAAGCUGGAGAACGAGUUGGCAGAGGUUCAUAAGAUACUGUUGGAUAAGAGGAAUAGAGUUCCCGAACCAAAGAAACCUCUGCUCUUCCUUCAAAGAAAGCCAAUACCUCAACCUCGGCUUCCAACUCCAACCUUGGAAAUGACUUCCAAUGAAGAAGAAGAUAUAGAAAAGGCUGUUAUCUUCCUUCAGAAGUUACUCCGGGGCAGAGUCAUUCAGAACGUGAUGUUUGAAGGGAAAGAAAAGCGGCUGGAGCUGAUCCAGGAGCUGCGCACCACCCACGCGCUGCAGGAGGACGACCGGCUGGUGAGGAAAAUGGAGAAGCAAGUGACGCUGGCCCUGCAGCGGCAGAGGAACCUGCACGAGCACAAGGUGUCGCUAAUUGAAAACCAUCUGGCCGGACUGGAAGGAAGGACGCUGGCAGACAUGUUCGACUUCCUGUCCAAAGAGCUGGUGAGGCUCCAGGAAGAGAGGAGGAUCCACGCCUUUGCCAUGCUGGCCGAGCGGCAGCGCAGGAUGCGGGAGGCCGAGGAGAGUGGCCGGCGCCAGGUGGAACAGAGGCGCCUGCGGGAGGAGGACGAGAUAUUUAAGGAGGUGGUUAAAGUUCACCAGAGUACUAUAUCUUCAUAUCUGGAAGACAUAAUUCUGAACACUGAAGCAAAUACUGCAGAAGAACAAGCCAGGGCGGAAAUCGAGAAGAUGGCUCAGGAAAUCAAUGACAUUGCUUAUGAAAUGGAAAACCGUCGAACUCAGCUUCAGUCAGAGGAGAUUGUUGCCGAGUUGGUUUAUAGUUUUCUGAUCCCAGAGGUGCAAAAGGACUUUGUCAAAGAAAAAGUGAGGAACGCACAGCGGAAGCAUAUUCUUGCAGCCCAUCAGAUUCUCCACGGGCACACAGGAGACAUGCUUGCAAGGGACUUUGCUGAGGAACCACAAGAUGAGGACCCAGACAUUGACGAGUUCCUUAAGUAA